Messenger RNA from Bactrocera latifrons, 777 nucleotides. RefSeq lists its product as uncharacterized. Gene Ontology annotation, biological process: positive regulation of voltage-gated potassium channel activity; sleep; regulation of synaptic transmission, cholinergic. The transcript is spliced from 4 exons. Bases 164 to 691 code for a protein of 175 amino acids. The record is from RefSeq and is a predicted model, not a curated record. Lineage: Eukaryota; Metazoa; Arthropoda; Insecta; Diptera; Tephritidae.
CUUGUCGCAUUUCUAUCCACACCAAAGUGAGGAAUGUUGAACAUAUCGACGUGUGUUUGUAGAUUGAAUUGACGAUAAUUUGGUUUACAAUUCAGUUUAACCUUUUUUUUUUUAAAUAAUAAACAUCAGAACGGAAAUUAAACAUUACUACUGCGCACUAAAAAUGAUCGGGAUUUGGUACCUCAACAAAAUAUUUAUUAUACAUCUUUCAACUCUAGGAUUAUUGAUGCUGUCAAGAAUAGACUCCGUCGCAGCAAUAAAAUGUUUCAAAUGCGGCGUUACUGUAGAAAAAAAUUAUAUACAAAAUAUAACUGUUUUGACGCCAAUGUGCACUAAAUUUGACUGGUCUGAAAAUUUUAUCAUUGAUUGCCCAUUUUCGACAAUGUGCUUAAAAACCAUUUCAACACUUCAUUUGCAAAACGAAAAACAAAACGCUAUAACAAGGGGAUGCGCGCCGCAAAAAGAUACUAAACAGGUCUUUAAGAAUCGUCGAUGGCAACAAGAAUAUUCGGUACAAGAAGUGUACGAUGAAGGCUGUAUAGAAUUUAAGGCAAAUCACUUGUCAGUAUCCAGUAAAAUACACUGCUAUUGCCGGGGUAAUUUAUGCAACUCAGGACCAGGAAAAAUCUUUGCUGAGCGAAUACUCGCUACAAGCAUAGUUCUACUUUUCUAUUUAUUGCACUUAUUGUAGUAAAUAUUGUGAUAUAAACAACUACCGUUGAACUACCUAGAAUUAGACAUUUACAAAUUUUCAAAAAUACACGUACACAUAUAUAA